GUUGGAUUGCGGCUGCACGUUUGGAGGAGGUAGCGGGAAAACUCGCUCAGGCGCGAACGAUCAUUUCCAAGGGAUGUGAGGAGUGUCCUAAAAACGAGGAUGUUUGGUUAGAGGCUGCACGAUUAAAUAACCCUGACGUAGCAAGAACCAUAUUGGCAAAUGCUGUUCAGCAUCUUCCACAGUCUGUCAAGAUAUGGUUACAAGCUGUAAGAUUGGAAACUGACAUGAAAGGUCAAAAAAAAGUUUUACGAAGAGCUUUGGAGUUUGUUCCCAAUUCGGUAAAGCUUUGGAAAGCUGCUGUUAACAUGGAGGAAAACCCAUCAGAUGCACGUAUUCUUCUGGCGCGCGCUACAGAACUAGUUCCCCUCUCUGUUGAUUUAUGGCUAGCUUUGGCAAGACUUGAAAGUUACGAUAACGCAAAAAAAGUUCUAAAUCGUGCACGUACGAAUAUACCCACAUCUCAUGAAAUUUGGAUAGCAGCCGCAAGACUUGAAGAGCAGCAAGGUAAUGAAAAGAUGACAGAUAAGAUUAUAUCUCGCGCUGUUACUGUGCUUUCCGAAAAAGGAAGUGUUCUUGGUCGAGAUCAGUGGCUUCAGGAAGCCGAAAAAUGCGAAAAGGAAGGUAGUGUUGGUACUUGUCAAGCGAUAGUUAAAAACACUAUCGGUAUGGGUGUAGAGGAACAAGAUAGAAAAACCAUUUGGAUGGAGGAUGCAGAAAGUUGCAUUUCGCAUGGAUCGAUUGAAACGGCCAGGGCCAUAUACGCGCAAGCUCUAAAAUCUUUCCCUGGGAAAAAGUCGAUUUGGAGGAGAGCAGCAUUCUUAGAAAAGUCUCACGGCACAAGGGAAUCACUUGAAGAGUUGCUUCAGCGUGCUGUCAGGUUUUGCCCUCAGGCAGAAGUUCUGUGGCUUAUGGGUGCUAAAGAAAAGUGGCUGGCGGGUGAUGUUGAUGGCGCUCGUUUCAUCUUAACCGAAGCUUUCAAGGCAAAUCCAAAUAGCGAACAAAUUUGGUUGGCAGCGGUAAAACUCGAAGCAGAAAAUGGAGAAUAUGAACGUGCAAGAAUGCUACUACAAAAGGCUAGAGAACAAGCAGGCACCGAAAAAGUUUGGAUGAAAUCCAUUGUUUUGGAACGACAACUCGGUAAAAUUGCAGAAGCAUUGGCAAUGCUAGAAGAAGCCUUGGCCAAAUAUCCUACAUUUGAUAAGCUGUGGAUGAUAAAAGGUCAAAUUGAAGAUGAAAAAGGAGAACUACCUACGGCACGAGAAACGUACAGUAAAGCCGUCAAGAGUUGCUCGAAAUCAGUUCCUCUGUGGAUACUAGCCUCUCGUUUAGAAGAAAAAGCUGAUCUUUUAAUCAAGGCUAGAGCCACGCUUGAAAGGGGUCUCUUGUGGUCCGAGGCAAUUUUCAUGGAGCCUCGUCCACAACGCAAGACUAAAUCGGUGGAUGCACUUAAGAAAUGUGAUAAUGAUCCCGUCGUCGUCACGACUGUUGCUCGAUUGUUCUGGGCUGAGCGUAAAGUAGAUAAAGCACGCACUUGGUUUGAGAAGGCGGUGAAGGUCGAUCCUGACCGCGGGGACUCUUGGGCGUGGUUUUACAAAUUUGCUUGUCAACAUGACAUGGAGCAAAAUCAACAGGAUAUCAUUUCGCGAUGCGUGGCGGCCGAGCCGCACCAUGGUGAACAAUGGCAAGUCGUAGCAAAGGACAUGAAAAAUGUUGGUAAGAGUAUAGAAGAAAUUCUCAAAUUAGUCGCUGAUACUCUCUCCUGA
Molecule: messenger RNA, 1763 nt
Organism: Acaulospora colombiana
Lineage: Eukaryota; Fungi; Glomeromycota; Glomeromycetes; Diversisporales; Acaulosporaceae
Source: the annotation of a GenBank genome assembly